Messenger RNA from Fraxinus pennsylvanica, 1038 nucleotides. The record is from the annotation of a GenBank genome assembly. NCBI's taxonomy places the organism in Eukaryota, Viridiplantae, Streptophyta, Magnoliopsida, Lamiales, Oleaceae.
AUGUCAAAACGUAUCUUGCCAUUCAAGCUCAAGUUUCUUGCAAGCAUGGCAAGGCCCAUAGACCAAAAUGCAUCUAUAGUUGACCUGUUUUGGGCCGACUGCCUAGCGUCGGAUCCAGAUAAUCCUGGCCUGCCAAAAAAGAGGGCCGUGCCGAGCCAAUCUUGGUUUGAAGCUGGGCUUUUCUGCAAUUUUGCUUCUAAUUCUAAACUUUAUCAUGUGUGCAACUUACCAGCUGCUCAGGAAGUUACAGAAACAAAGUCGCCUGAAAAUGAAAGUGUCAAUCCUCACUCAACAGCAAUUGGGCUUAAACAAUACAGAAAAUGGCUCCAGAUGGCUAUAUAUACAGUCCUGCUUGCAGGAUUUCCAAUUCUUCUUCCCUUCCUCUGGAUUACAGCAACUAAAAGACCUACUUCAGACAAUGAAAGCACAUUAGUUCUAAUAUCAUUAUACAUUGCUUUCGGCAUUUCCCUUGCGUUUGAUAGCAUGCUAUAUACAGUUGGGCUCAAAUACCUUCCUGUCUCUACUUUUUCCCUCAUUUGUGCGAGUCAAUUGGGAUUUAACGCUUUCUUUUCCUACUUCCUUAAUUCUCAAAAGUUCCCUCCUAUUAUACUUCACUCUGUGUUUCUCUUGACUGUGUCGUCCACGCUCCUUGUUUUUCGACCCGACCCUCCAGAUUCAACUGUUAAGGGUAAGUAUGCUGUAUGCAGUAGGAUUCAUAUGCACCCUCAGUGGUACUGCUGGAUACGCAUUACCUCUAUCCUUGUCGCAACUCUUUUUGGGAAGGUUCUGAAAAUGGAAAGCAUUAAUGGGAUCUUAAAUGUGACAUUCUCCAUGUCACUUGUGGCAACUUGCACCAUUCUAGUAGGCCUUUUCGCCAGUGGAGAGUGGAAAACUUUGGAGGCAGAAAUGGAGGGGUUUGAACUGGGGAAAACAUCCUUUGUUAUGACUGGUUUGGACAGCAUUGUCAGGACAGAUAAUGUUAAUUGGUCUCAUGGCAUUGAUUUUGAAAGUGUCGUCUCUUUUUGCCAAUGUCAUUAG